AUGUCCGACUCUACCAACCACUCGAACUCCUGUGUUACCAAUACCUCCAAUGCAACAGGCCAGCAGGCUACCAGUUCUCCAGCAAACCCCCCAAUCACGUCCAGCACUCAGCCGAGCCCUUCCACCUCCAGUAUCGGUACCCACGCCGUCAACAGAGGACUCGUGAAUGGCAAUCACCAAGCCCAGCGCACAACCCCAACCGGUAGUACUAUCAAUAGCGACCACCAAGUCAGAGACAACGCCCUAAACGAUCAAAAUGACACGCCGCCCUCUGCAAUGAUGAUUGUGGAACAUACAGAUGACCCCACUGUUCGAAGGCUUCAUGAGGCCUUCCACACGGAUGCGCCGCAACGUCCUAGACGGCCUUUCACACGUGCGAGUUCUAUAGCGCACGAAAUGACCGCCAGGGAUAGACAAGAGUUUGGUCUACAGCCUGACACUGCCCAAUCAGAAAGUGCUUCCAACAACAAUCAAUCGACAACUUCGGAGCCUGACGGUUUCGAUCUCUUCGAAAUUCUCUCCUCUGGAAUCCCACCAGUUGCUGUCAGGAACACUCCGGUCACACUGGGUAUGUCUCAGGUAGAUGACUUCAGCCCGUCCGGUGCCCUACAGCCUGAUCCUCCACAGGCGAACAGUUCCGGAUCCCUCAGAGUUUCUCAAGCGGCUGACUUUACUGCCUUUGGCUUCCAUGCAAGUGAAUUGCCAUCAUACCCUAUGCGUCGUUCGGCGCCGCCUAGCGGAACGGCCGCACUUUCCAGUCAUCCUCUUGGGGAAGCAAGCGACGCAGCCACCAUGCUCAACUCUACCCCACUCGUCAACGGAAGACCUAGUAACAGCGACCAACGCCCUUCAUAUUCCCUGAGAGAUUUAGGGUUAAGUGGCGACGACUCCAAUACAGCUGGGGGUGUAUAUGCUACUGUCCAUUCUGAGGCUGACUGUACCCACCGACAAGCCGAACACAGCAAUGGAGAUGUUAUUGAAAAUGGCCAUGGACGAGCGCAGGCCAGCCCAGGCACACCAAUGAAUUCUCCACCUUCGGUCAACGUGAGCGAACUGCGAUUGGACCCGGUGAGCAGGGAGUCACACACCGAGCUUGCGCUUUUCAGCCAGUACAGCGAAGACGAGCCAAACAGAGCUGCUCCAGACGAAGACACUACAGCAAGCAGCUCCGAAACCCCAGUAAGGCGCCGUGCUCUUGUUAUUCGGUUUGGGAAUGUACGCGCCAACCAUAGUGAUGGACGAGCACCAGCCUGCCCAAAUACCCCGUUGCAGCUGCAGACCACAGAUUCACAGCCGCCGUUCGACCUUUCCAGUCACCAUCCGGGUAGGAGGGCUAGCAACUCUUCUCUAGUUCAUGGUAGUACGCCCGACAACAGCAUUCGCAACAACACGCCCAGAGAUGACGGGCGUGCAACAUGCUUGAGCGAUUACUCGCCACAAGAGCCUCCGUCAGCUGAGGAUAUAGAAAGGUGGAACAAUGCAUUCGAAUAUAUGCGUGCUCCAGAGAACGCCACGGAAGACCAGAGACACACGAACCUAGCGACACUCCGGGAAGCCAGGGCACCCCACAAUGCUCUCAACGGUGAUGGAAAUGACUUGGACUCUGGGAGCAACGCAGAGAAUAUCCGAUCGAAUACACCAUUCGAUCCUUCUAACCCAAUGGGCCACCAGGACACUGCUCAUCUGAUCGCGAAUGGACACAUUCCUAACCGUGACCGUCCAACUGCGGCGAGCAUUCCUGAUAACGCCCCAGGAAACGGAGGUAAUCCGAUGUACUUGACCGAUUAUAUGGAAGAGCUGUCAGCCGCGGAGAGAGAAAGAUCGACUCGUGCGUUCACCGCUGCUCAAGUCGGGGGCAACAUAAGCCCGAACUUCCCUCCAAACCCGUCCAAUCUGAGUGCUCAUCAAGGCCAUACCUCAUCAGUCGUUAACAGAAGCGUUGACAAUCGCGGCCGCCGAGCUUCAAGGACUGUGGGGUCCUUGAGACGAAUAAAUGCCGACGAGAACGAGGCUUUCUGGGAUGAGUUUGACGACUCUGCAAACAGUUGA
Molecule: messenger RNA, 2049 nt
Organism: Alternaria atra
Lineage: Eukaryota; Fungi; Ascomycota; Dothideomycetes; Pleosporales; Pleosporaceae
Exons: 1
Coding region: 1-2049 (682 amino acids)
Source: RefSeq, a predicted model, not a curated record